Nezara viridula (southern green stink bug) is the source of this 4769-nucleotide messenger RNA. NCBI's taxonomy places the organism in Eukaryota, Metazoa, Arthropoda, Insecta, Hemiptera, Pentatomidae. The record is from the annotation of a GenBank genome assembly.
GAAAAUGUUCAGUCGUUCCCGAUGACCCGUAGAGUUCGGUAAAGAGUCAAUUGCACUCUUCGCAUUCGGUAAUAGUUAAUUUAUUUAUUUUUAAUUUUAUUCUAACCAUACACGUCGAGUAGCGGCCUUCUAAGGAUGGCGAACUCCCUUCUUCUUCUUCUUCUUGGACUCUUUAUUUCUUCUGCCAGCUGCAAUUGGGAUUUUGCUGUAUUAACCACUAAAUUCUUGCACAUAAUCACCGGAGGCUCUAAAGGCAACGAGAUCAACAUAGGCCUGGAAGAAGCAUGGGCUCUCACCUACGACCCCAUCUACUCCUUCCACUACUUCGCAGCCGAUAGCCACUCAAAUGCAUCUAUUUUUCGGGUUCAGGUGUCCAGGGAAGGGACAUUUGGAAACAUUGAACCUCUAGUCAGAAAACAACCAGGAAGAAUUUAUGGGCUGGCUUAUGACUUUGAGUCAGACACAAUAUUUUGGACAUUGGGACAAAACAUUUACCACAGCCAGUUAAGUACCCAAGUCAACCUCACUGAUGGAAAAUUGGUGAGAAAGCAAAAGACUACCUCUGAUCUUGCCGAAGAGAAAAUUCUACAUGCCUUCCAAGGAGAUGAUUAUCCUUUGGCCAUUGCAGUUGAACCUUGCUCAAAAUACAUAUAUUGGUCCUACAGAUCCAGUAGAAUUGAUAGGUCUCGUAUGGAUGGUACAUUAAUGGAAACAGUCAUUAAUGGGCUUAACAUUCCGAUCGCAAUCACCAUCGUCCAAUCUGAAAGAAAAAUAUAUUGGGUUGAUGAAGGUCCAGGACUAGUUAUGAAGAUUGGGCGAGCAGGACUAGAUGGAAGCUUAGUUGAAACAGUGAUGAAAUCUAUGGAUCUUCAACCAACAUCUCUUGUUGUCAAAACAUCAUCCUCUGCUCAGGACAGUAACUCUAUUUACUGGACUGACAAUCUCAAGAGGCAGCUGUUAAAGUAUGAUUUAGACCACCAAACUGCAGACGUGAUCCACAAUUACACAACAGAGGGGGAACUUGUGGGCUUAGCCUCUGCCGAUGCGUUUGCUUACCUUGACCAACAUGUCUGUGCUCAUCUAAUAAAGAAGAAAUCUGAGAUUCCAUUUGAAGUUAUUCAUCCUUCACAACUGCCUUGUGUCCAAGGAACUUACUCUUCCAGUGAAGAUAGCUGCAUCUGCACACCUGGUUAUAUUGGAACCUUGUGUGAAACUUCAAUCUGCUAUAACUAUUGCGUUCAGGGCGAAUGUGCGAUGUACAACGGUAAGCCAAUCUGCAAGUGCCCUGUUGGAAGAAGUGGCAAGAGGUGCGAAGUGGACGAGUGCAUUGGCUAUUGCUACAAUGGGAAGUGCAGCUUGGAGGAGGGAAGAGGGAAGCAGUGCACUUGCGAUCCUGGUUGGUCAGGGGAGAGGUGCGACUUGUCUGAGGAGUUCUGUACAUAUGUUUGUCACAAGGGGCUCUGGUCUAAGUUCAAUUGCAGCUGUGAUGAGAUCAAAGCUGCCGCACUUACAGAAUCUGAUGACACUUAUCAGUGGAAGGUCGGAGUGUUUUCCCUUGCUGGUGUGGUUGGCAUUCUCGUAGUUGUGAUUUUAGCUUUAGCCGUACGCACGUUCACAUUAGGCCGGAGGCCAAGGCUGAGGAGGACAUACAAGGUGACCCAUCCCAGGAGCAACAAGCCACAACCAGCCAAGACAAGUCCUGAUUGCGCUAUAGCGAUAGAGAACUGUUGCAAUAUGAAUAUUUGUGAAACUCCUUGUUAUGAACCUGAGUUGAGACUCUCUUCUGGCAAAAGCAAGAAGGAAGAGAAAAAAGGGUUGCUUGGUGAGAUGGAAGUGCAGCCUGACUUGGAGAACAUCUAGCACCACAAAAAUGAAGCUAGUAAUUUGUUACCUUCUUCGUGGCCUUCCCAUCGCAUCUUCCACUUGGAGAGCUGGCGCCUGUGCAUAGAGCGAAAGCGACUUUGGUCGUAGGCUAGUCCCAUGGUUCUCUUUCCCGGAUACUUAAAGCUAUUUUUUUAAUGAAAUAAUUUAUUCCCACGGGUUGCUUCAAUAAAUUUCUUUCUUCUGAGCUACAAAUAUGUUAUUUGUAAUUUCAUAAGUCUUUGAUAUGAUUUUUCUAUCAAACCUCUUUUAAAAACUACAUUCCUUGAUUAAAUAAUACUUUAGACAAGCUGAAAAAAUUGUAAUAUUGUUAAUCAGAGCCAUGGUGACUAAUGUUGUUUUGAAAGUUGAGAUUGAAUUGUUUUUGAUUUUUUUUGUUUUUAAAUAAAGCUAUUUCUAUUAUAUAGGAAUGAUAACUUUUUACAAUUAUUUAUUAUAAAAACAAUUUAAUCUCUACUACUUUUUUCUUUCUUAAUUUUUUGAAACAACGUUGAAAAGUAUGAUGUGAGAACCAAAGACUGUCACAUGACAUGGGCGAAGCACGGGAAGGCAUGUAGUGGCUGUUAGUUAAUAAAAAAUGUUAAAUAAAAUUUUUAAAAUGUCACAUAUAAGAAAAAAAAAUCGAAAAAAAAAACAUUGUUACAUAUAUAGGUAUAGUUCCUUCUAUAUAUAUUAAUGUAUAUGGAAAUGUUAUUUUUUAUAGAUAUUUGAUGGCUGUGCGCGCGAAAAUGCACUUUGCAUCAGAAACCUUGUUCGAAAAUCUUUUCGAGGAUAAGACUGUUUUUUAAAAUUUUAAACUAAAAGUUUUGUGCUUAGUUGUCAAUUAGCCUUCCAGUUUUCCGUAUUAUUUUAUUUUUUUCAUUUGUUUUAAGAAUUUGUUAUUUUCUAAUAAUAAAACUAGACAUGGGCAAAAAAAUUUGUAUUCAUAUAGCAGAUUCAAUUAUAAUAGUUAAAUUUUUUUUUCUUUACAGUAUUUCAAAUGUAAGAAUACAUUAAAUUAAAAAAUGUAUCAAUUUGUUAGGUUUUCAUUAUUUAUUGUUUAUUAAUGAAUGUUUAAAAAAAUUAAAAUUAUUGAUAAAAAAAAUGUAAAUUAUUAAAUAAUAAUUCAUUAUUCAAAUAAAAUAAAUAGGCACGCUCUAUUAAAAAAAGGCAACUAACUUAUUUUACAAUUUUAAGUUUAACCACUUUUUACGUUCUUAAAUUAUCCAGCUAAUUAUAAACUGUUUUAGUCAUAAAUAUACAGAUGUCUUAUAAACAGAUAAAUAUUUCAUAUAUCUUGCAUUUCUGACGCCUGUUGUGUUCAUCUGUAUUUCCUUUCACCAUUUAUUGUUUUUCUUCAAAACAUAAAAAUUGUAGAUGCAAAAUGUGCUAAAGCAGUUUUUACUGCUCUUUUUAAGUUGUAAUUUUUGUAUUGUUUUGAAAUAUUUAUUUUUCAUUAUGUUUUAUUUAUAUUUAUGUAUAUAUAUUUUGUUACUAGUUACUUAAAAGCUCUUUGUUUUCAAAGUGCUACUUAUUUUUUAGUAUUAAAUAAAAUAUUUUUAUACUUAUAAUUAUUUCAGUUCAACAGUAAAAUUGUUCAGUUUGUUUUUUAGAAAAUUUAUUCAAAACAUUUAGUUUAAAAUGUAACGAACAUAUUAACGGUUAUAGGUAGUUAGAAAAAUAAGUCCAAAGAGUAUGUGUAAAUUUCUAGUUUUUAUGAAAUGGAAUAUCAGUGUAUUCAUACUGAAAAAAAAAAAUAAUAAAAAAAAGAGAAUACACUCAUUAAAAUGUUUACUAAAUAUUGUGUUGUGCUGUGAGAGUUUAUUUAAUUUAAAUAUCAGGUUUUGUCCUGAUCUUUACGUGUUUCAUUAUUUUUACUUUUAUCUUAGACAACUCGUGAAGAGUUAAGAUUUAAAUUUUAAAUUGUAUAGUUUAACUUUAUACACUAUUUAUUUUUAUAAAUUUUCUUUGAUUCAGAACAACAGAUUACAAGCUGGGCUUUGUGCUUAUGGAAAAAAUAAAAUAAAAAGUCCUAUAUUGUUACUUAAAUUAUUGAAUUUCUUAAAUUUUUUGUACUUAGAAAAUAGAUUACCUUUUUUUAAAACCAGAUUUGUCAUUUAAGAUCAAAUAAUAAAAGACAUUUAAAAUUAAUCUUAAUGACUGUACAUGAAUAUGUUAAUUUUGUAAUUAGAUGAGCUCUUAAUGAUACAUGUGUGGUAUAUACCGAUUUAACUUUAAUUUAAAUUUUUUUAUGUUACAAUUUGUGAUUUUUUGAUUCGAUUACGAAUUGAUGUCAGCCAACAUUAUACUUGACUAUUGUGUUUGGAUUAAGUUAAUUAAUACAGAACACGCCUUCAGCUGAUAUAAGAAAACAAUUUAAGUAUGUACAUUGCAAACAAACUUUUAACUUUCAUGGCCUAACUAAUAGAGGUUUAAAUAUCAUAAAAAAUAUUUAAGGCCUUAAAAAGUGUCAAGUAUUAUUUGUUAUAUGUAAGCCUGUUAAUCAAGAUGGAGGUGUUUAGUGUUCCUUUUUAGUUACUUCCAACUAGCUCCAACUUGUUACCAUUACCAGCAUUUAAUAAUAAAUUUGUCCUAUUAUAAAUUUCUUAAAAAAAAAAAAAAAAAAUUGUUUGGUUACCAUGGGAAAGACAAAUCCAUUGUUAUAGUCAGUGUGUUCUCCAAUUAUGUUAACCCUUCCAGGAGCACAGCCAGCGUGUGAUGGAUAAUCAUUAAAUUGCUUUUUGAAUUGUAUGCAAGCAUUUCUUAUCAAUUCUUCCUUUGUUAGUUGUUUUUGUGCCAUGUCUCUGUCACAGACUUCCCCAACACUGCACUAAAAAAUAUUUUUUUUUUCAAAAUUGAUUUUUUCAGUGAGCAAAUUAAGUCUAAUAAAAAUUAAAUAAGUAAACCAG